AUGAACAGUGAUACUAAUCCGAAAGAAAUGUAUGUAACUAAAGUAGAUAAUUUUUUGUCUGGAAUUAGUAGACUUUUGAAGCAAAAUGAAGAUGGCAGUGAAAACAACAGACUUUCUAAAGAGAAUAAAAAUAAUUCUGCAAUAGCAUCAACGCAAUUUAGCAAUCUUAAAUCUACCGGUGGUACAAUACCCAGAUUAUACGGCUUACCAAACCUACAUAAGGUUGGAUUACCUGAUCGUUUCAUUCUAGAUAUGGCUGGAAUGGAACAAUAUUGUGAAUCGAAACCACCGCUCUACGGUGUCCUCCUUGCUACAAGAAAUAAUGGUUUGAUUUAA
Molecule: messenger RNA, 336 nt
Organism: Schistosoma intercalatum
Lineage: Eukaryota; Metazoa; Platyhelminthes; Trematoda; Strigeidida; Schistosomatidae
Source: the annotation of a GenBank genome assembly